Stegodyphus dumicola is the source of this 4425-nucleotide messenger RNA. It is a transcript of the gene Pi3K92E, whose product is annotated as phosphatidylinositol 3-kinase 92E. Lineage: Eukaryota; Metazoa; Arthropoda; Arachnida; Araneae; Eresidae. Gene Ontology annotation, biological process: phosphatidylinositol 3-kinase/protein kinase B signal transduction; phosphatidylinositol-mediated signaling; cell migration. The record is from RefSeq and is a predicted model, not a curated record. Gene Ontology annotation, molecular function: 1-phosphatidylinositol-4-phosphate 3-kinase activity; 1-phosphatidylinositol-3-kinase activity. Gene Ontology annotation, cellular component: plasma membrane; cytoplasm; phosphatidylinositol 3-kinase complex.
AUGAAGAGAGUACCAAGCGGUGGGAAUCAAGAAGAGGAGGAGACAGCAAGGACAUUUGAUUGUAGAAGGACAAAGGAAAAAAGUCCAGGAAAGGGUGGAGCAGUCAAAGACACAAAAUGGAUAGAAGAGGGGGAUGUCUGGGAAACAGCUCAGCAUUGUCCAUUAUUCAGUCUUCUUAAAGACAGCGAAUGCUACGUCUUCCAGUGCAUAAAUCUUACCACUGCGGAGAGAGAAGAACUUGUGGAUGAAGAGCGCAGACUUUGCGACGUGCGACCUUUCCAAGCUUUCCUCCGGCUGGUUGAGAAAAAAGGAGACAAGCAGGAAAAGAUAAUCAACUCGCGAUUAAGAUCUGUUAUUGGUCCAGGUCUACGAGAAUCUACAGAACUUAAAAUUCCUGAAGUCAGUGACUUCCGGAGGCAAAUGAAACUAUUUUGUGAAGCGGUCUGCGGCGAAAUGGAGCAAGACAGCUGGGAACAACGAGUUCUCCAUCAAUAUCCUGUAGCUAUUGAAUCCAGCCCACAGCUGCCUUCCUACCUGCAUUCUAAACUGCACGAUGGUAAUCUAGUUAUCUCCAUCAGCGUUGAAAAUCAGUGUUCUGUAAAACAGUCGUCGACUUUCAAGUUUUCCGUCCACCCUAGUAUAAAUGCCAAAGAACUUCUUGACCUCGUACUGAGCAAGAAAGGCCCUAGUAUAGGUCUGCAGAGCCACCUCGCCAAAAAUUACGUUCUCAAGAUAUGUGGACUGGAGGAAUAUCUUGUAGGACCUCAUCCAUUAUCGCAAUUCAAGUAUGUUCAAGAAACACUUUCAAAUGACAAGACUCCAGAACUUGUGUUGGUACCUUCGGAUACAAUUUUACUAGAUGAAGACUGUAUCUGGAAUAAGCAGUUGGAGAGACAGAGAAGUCGUUCCCUUACCAGCGAAAGUGGCACUUUGCUGAAGCGGAAAAAAGCAACUACCGUGUCAGCGUGGAGCAUCGAUGAGCCGUUGUCUCUAACAGUGCAUUUCGCGCAGAGACUCAACCAUGACAGUAAAGUAAAAGUGGCAGUUCAGUGUGGGAUAUUUUACAGUGAUGAAAUCCUCUGCGACGUUUGUCAUACCUCAGAGAAGUGUUUAGAAGACAAUCAGUGUACGUGGGAAGAAACGGUGCACUUCAAUUUGAAUGUCAACAACUUACCUCGAAUGGCCAAACUCUGCCUCUGCCUCUACGAACUGAGUCCUACGCAAAAGAACAGCAGGUUCAGGAAAUGCGAGGGAGGUUAUGCUUGUCCAUUAGUUUGGGUGAAUACACCAGUUUUUGAUUAUAAGGGUAUUUUGAAAUCUCUUCCGAGUACUCUUUCAACUUGGCCUUAUACUCAAGAAGUGGAUGACUAUUCUACCAUGAUGCUUCGACCUCUCGGAUGGACCACAGCGAAUCCCGUCAAGGAUCAAGCUGCAGAAGUCACGGUAUCGUUUUGUAAAUAUCAUCCAACGGCACAAGUCGCAUACCCAAGCUUCGAAGAGAUUCUGGAAUACGCAGUAAAAGAUUCGAACGACAACAAUAAUUCAUCUUUUGGAUCUGUAACGCCUCAAGUAAGCAAAUGUUAUUUAGAGAGCCUACGUGAGAUUUGUGAGAAGGAUACUCUAUACCAGCUUCAUGAACAGGAGAAAGAACUUAUGUGGUUCUUACGUGCUGACUGUCGCACACAAUUGCAUCACUCCCUCCCAAAAUUGUUGAGAUGCAUCAAGUGGAACGACAGGAGAGAAAUAGCACAGAUGAUGAUGCUUCUUCAGGAUUGGCCACUUUUAUCACCUCAUAAGGCCUUGGAGCUGCUCGAUUAUGCAUAUCCUGAUCCCAAAGUUCGUAGUUUUGCAGUUAGAUGUCUGCAAGUGAUCAGCGACGAGGAAUUGACGAUGUACAUGCUUCAGUUGGUGCAAGCUUUGAAGCACGAAUCAUAUCUUCAAAAUGAUCUCGUGAAGUUUUUGCUGGAGAGGUCUCUGAAGAAUAGACACAUGGGACAUCGAUUGUUUUGGUUAUUGAAAUCAGAUAUAGAUUUCCCUGAGGUAACUAUAAGGUUUGCACUCAUUUUAGAAGUGUAUUGCCGUAGUGUUCCUGUGCACUUAGAAGCUUUAGAGAAACAGGUUCAGGCCCUUCGUAAGUUCAAAAUGGCCAACAAUCUCAUACAGAACGAAAUCAAUUUGAGAAAAGAAGGUAAAGAGAAACUGAAAGUUUUAAUACAGGACUUACUAGAGCGCACAAUUCAUGAAACAUUGAUUAAAGGCUUACAAAAUCCUCUUGAUCCCAGAUUGAAAUUUGGCAGAAUAAGAGUAGAGAAGUGUAAAUUUUUGGACUCAAAACUGAAACCUUUGUGGCUAGCCUUCGAGAACACAGACACAUGCGGGAAGGAUCUCUUUCUCAUCUUCAAGAAUGGAGACGAUCUUCGUCAAGACAUGUUGACUCUCCAGAUGAUUCGUAUCAUGGACAAACUGUGGAAAGAUGAGGGAUUAGAUCUCAGAAUGAUACCCUAUCAGUGCCUCGCCACCGGUCACAAAAUGGGUCUCAUCGAAGUGGUUCCGGACGCGAACACUAUUGCCAACAUACAGAAAGAGAAAGGAUUCACUGCUACCUCAGCAUUUAAGAAGGGUUCUUUACUUGCAUGGUUAAAGGAUCAUAAUCCCGACGAAAACAGCUUGAGCAAAGCCGCUGAAGAAUUCACGUUGUCCUGCGCUGGAUACUGUGUGGCCACUUACGUCUUGGGCGUGGCUGACAGACACAGUGAUAACAUUAUGGUCAAAACCAAUGGACAGUUAUUUCACGUUGAUUUUGGGCACAUUCUGGGAAAAUUCAAAGAGAAAUUUGGUUUCAAACGUGAACGCGUACCUUUCGUCCUAACACACGAUUUUGUAUACAUCAUUACCAAAGGCCACACUCAAAGAUCUCAGGAAUUUACCAGGUUUCAAGAAUACUGUGAAAAAGCUUUUAUGAUUUUACGACGCAAAGGUCCCCUGGUGAUAUCUCUAUUCGCAAUGAUGUUGUCUACGGGUAUUCCAGAACUUAGCAGUGAAAAAGACCUCGACUAUCUAAGAGAGACUCUGGUUUUAGACAUGACUGAAAAUGAAGCUGUGAAACACUUUCGUUCCAAAUUCGAUGAAGCGCUCAAAAACAGUUGGAAAACGAGCGUGAACUGGAUGGCGCACAAUUGGGCGAGAGAUAACAAUUAACUCCAACAAAUACUGUGAUCAUUUUAUUCGCCAAGUAGUGAUAAUGAGCGUCGUUUUAAAAAUUGUGAUAUAUUUCUAAUGAAGUAGCUAGAGGAAUUGCCUCCCAUAUCGAUGCACAAACAAAUAAUAACCUAAAAAUCAGAAAUAAUAGCUAAAAAAUUUCAAAAUUAUAACUAAUAUAUAUAAUACACACAUAUAUAUAUAUAUAUAAUGUGUCUAAAAUGUAAAUAAAAUAUUCUAAAUACAAAUAUUAAAAAACUAUAAAAUAUAAAUAUACAAAUAAUAGUUAAAAAUGUCAAAAUGGCAUAGAGAGAAACAGAUUAAAGCUCUGUAAAGUAAAACUUCAGUUCCAAUAUUUUAAAACAGUAUCAUUAUUUUAUUAUUAUUCUAUUAGGAAAACCAUGGUUGACACUGUAUAUAUCUUCUUUAUUGUUUCAAAUAGUGAUAUGUAGAUAGUAUAGAAUGAUUUCUUAAAAGAAAAAUAUGCAUUUCCAGAUCUUAAAUGUUUGUUAAAGGGUUUUUAGAAAACUUUUCUUACAACUCCCAGCACUUAAGCAAUGUAAGGAAAGUUUUCAGUAAGUUUUACAAUAUUUAGAGCUUUGUUCUAAAGAUUACCUUUUAGAAUAACCUGCGUUCAAAUAAUUAAUUCAAUAAAGUUCAAUAAAGUUCAAAAUAAUCACCUUACCACGCCCUCGUUCCGUUUGCCCUAGAAAUAACGGAAAUAAAACUGUGAAACAUAUCUAGGAAUUCUUCCUUAUUAAUGACAUCUUGAUCAUAAUUUGUAUAACUUUCGCAAUUUUUAUUCAAAAAUUGUGACAGACUGUAUAGAAGGUAUACAAGAGUGUGUAACUAUUGAAAUCAUGUGGUGAUAUCUUUUAAAUACAUUAAUGUAGUAUAAAAAAGAUUUUGAAUUUAAUUUCAAACGGCAACUCAGAACUUCUAUAUUCUACACUUCAUUGAGUCACAUGACUAACUGCUUUGAAGUAACAUUUCACGUGAAAAAUUUCGCCCCCAAAAGUUUUCCACUGGCUGGAAAAUGCCCUCCUCUAGCUACGUCUUGUUAACUAUAAUGUAUGAUAUUAUUUAUGUACAAUCGUAAAUGCUCAAACUACGUUCUGGUCUCAACAUUUCCCCUUUCAUUAAUUUAUCUGUGUAUUUAUCUAAUUAAAUUUAUGAGACUUUAAAUUUACCUUUUACAGAAUAAAAUUUGAAUUGUAAAAAAAUGGA